CUAUGAAGGGCCAGCCUUGUUUCCGGGGAUUUUCCCUGAAAAAUGUGUACGUAAAAAAACCCUGGGAACGAGCUGAAGUUAUUUAUGUGUUUCUGUGCCACUAUUUUUUGUGUGGCGUUGAAGCCGUUAGCUCUAUACUUACUUGUUUGGAUCUCCAGAUAAAUCUUUAUUUACAAACAUUCAGUUUAUUUAUUACCACUGAAUUCGUGACCUCGGCGUUAAUAAGUGCUAUCUGCUAACCGUUAAGAUGCUAAUUUUUAGUUCAAUUAAACUGUUUAGCGUUAUUUAUCUUUGUCAGAUCGCUGUUAGUAAAUUGCUGCAUGCGCAGCUGCUUUAACCGAGUUGAAUUAGGCAGGAAGGGGAGGAAGAGGAGCGGGGGAGAGGAGAGUUUUAACACUGAAACGAACAGAUGGAACAUGAAACUGUGAUUAGAAACUAAAAAAAAAAACAUUUCGACAUCCUUUCUGAACGACUGGUAAUGCUCUUCAAUGUGAAAACUGUAAAGUUUUGACAAAUUCCCACAGCAACACUUGCUCCGGCUUGAGCUUAACAAUAUUUUUUCACAGCCAGAAACAAUUAAAAUCCAAAAGGAAUGAAUUCAUAGAAACAGUGUACCCGCUGGUUUAAGCCAGUGAAAUUAUAGCCAUUUGCAUGUUCACCGAGGCCUCGAGUUGAAAAGUAAUUAUUCUUAUAUAGUAAUAAAAUUUGCUUCGUGUCUGUUUGCCUUGCUAUUAGCUUGAAGGACUUUGUUGACUAGUGAAGUUGUUUUUAUUAACCUUUCCAGAGUGCCAAAAUGCUAUCAGAUGAGUGAGCUUCCCCUCCGGAAAGUAAUUUCAGGUUUUGUAUCUCGUGCUGACAUCUGACGGAGCAAAGUAAUGAAAAAAUAUCUUUAAAAAAGUCUUUUGUUUAAAUAACAAAAACAGAUAAGAAGAUCAGGGAUGUUUUUCGGCACGUCUAUCAACAAAGUUUCGAAACCAUGCUUUAAAUAAGGCGGUUGGUAAUGUCGAAAAAUAAAAACUGACCGGAAGAGAAGGAGUCUGUUCGGGAAACUUAGUUAUGUUAUAUCUCAAACUCUCCUUCGUAUACUCAGAGAAUCUUAUCAACUUGAUCAUUUUUAUGCCCUCACCUGCCAGUAUUGAAUACUCUAGCACGAACAUGUAUCCAAGUUCAGAAUACAUUUGAGUGUUUUGGUUUCCGUGCAAUGAAGGAAAGUGGUAAGGGAGAGAGAAGGGGAGUGGGCAGGGAGAGAGAUUGCACCUGAUGGAUAUGUGUUUGGUGGUCCCAGAUUCAACUCCUCCACGCUUUGUAAAUAGCCAACGGGUCAGCCUCCCGCCAGUUGGGGUUUUUAACAAGUUUCUGUUUAAUUUACAAUAUUUGUUUGCUUAUUUCAGUGUCCACAAUUAGUAAAGCAGUGUUAAACACUUCUACUUAAAUAGAGAGAGUGGCUUUAUUUUUUAUUUAUUUACUUAGAGGCUUGAAAGAGAAAGAGGGGAGGGGCUUAUUCCCAAUGACACAUUAUUGAAAUGAACCUUUGCAAAAUUUAUUACACGACUAACUAAACCAUGGUGAUUGUAAUGGAUUCUGUACCACUAUUUUCCUAAAAGCAACAUCAUUUAUAUCCUAACGUACAAUGAUUUGUCAGGACCUUACAACGUUUUAUUCAAACUGGCCCUCCGGGAUUACGGCAAGUAGUUUCCGGUCACGUUAGAGCAAAAAUCAUAAUGCGCGUCAAAAUCUAGUUUUGUAUAAUUCGCUUUCGAGUGUUGGGAACUUUCUCAGUCAGUUCGAAACUAUCGGACUUACCACAGCUACAGGUUCAACCCAAGCACUUGGUAAAGAUUUGUUCCCAUAACUGCGUAACCUUCACUCGGUUGGAUUCAAAAUUCAGCAAGAAAUGAACAAAAGCCGAAACGAUUCUUUCAAUGUAAGCGGCCACACUAUGGAUGGAGACCAUCCCGAAGAUUCUCAAGUCUCUAAGGAACAGAUCACCAAAGUUGCUGCAUACGCAACUAUCAUGUUGUUGUCUUUAUGUGGAAACACACUUGUCCUUAUCGUCGUCAAGAAGAACAUCGGAGGCAGAAUGCACUCCGCACGCAAUUACCUUCUAACGAGCUUGGCCGUCAUAGAUUUAGUCCUUACAGUGGGUAGCAUGCCAGAAAGACUCGUAAGAGCAUUGACAAAUGAUGUGUGGCUCAUUGAAGGCGCUAUGGGAGUAACGCUGUGUAAAGCGACAAACUUUUUUGAAAAGCUGUCGUUCAAUGUUUCUACUCUCAGCUUGGUUCUCAUUGCCGUGGAUCGGUUUUUGGCGGUGAUGUUCCCUCAUCAAAAAUACUUUACAAACCGCAGGGCCUUCGCAGCCAUUGGCCUGAUAUGGCUUCUAUCAGCCGUUUAUUGGUCUCCAAUACUUUAUUAUGGCGGCCUGUUACAAGAAGAUGGCAAAACCCUUUGCAAAGUGCGACGAUUCUUCUCGAAAUGGAAAGUGUGGUACUUGCUGUUUCUGGUGCAACUUCUGCUUUCCCUUGUUCUAGUUGUUAUACUCUACAUUUCAAUUUGCUACAAACUAUGGCGGCGCCAUUCUAAAAAUAAAAUCGGAGCAAGACCUUCAUUUAAUUCAAACCGCGCUGCGCGAGAUUUAAAAAUUAACCGAAAGGUCCUUAAAAUGGUAGCGGUUGUUUUAAUUGCGUUUUACAUCUGUUUCCUCCCGUACUGGAUUGGUUGGGUCUUCUGCUCAUAUUAUUACUCAGAAUUUGUUUGUGACGACACCUUCAUCUUCGCUGCCAUUUAUCUAUCUUAUGCUAAUAGUAGCUUAAAUCCAUUCAUAUAUUGUAUUUUUAGCGAGAGCUUUCGCCGAGCUUUUAAACAGGUCAUCCAAGAGACAUGUCCUUGGUCUGUAUGUUCCCGAAAGACUGAGCCGGUUGAUCCGGGCUUGCCACCGCCGAGAAUGCCCAUUAACAUGCUCGUUGAAAUGUCGGUGCACUCCGUCGAGAAGACUGAAGGCCAAGAUGAGAUUGAAUCAAAAGAAGAAAGCCGUGAGAAUGAAAAGUGGGGAAGUUGACAUGACCAAAAGCUCUAAACACUCAGGAAACUCUCUCAAUUUCUCUUCGAAUUAUGCAGUCUAAGAAAGAUUAUUUUCAUUGUUUCCACACGUAAUAUCCCAUGAUAAGAAGUGUAUGAUUUAGAAGUAUUUUCUUAAGCCUGUGAUGAUUUUGAUUAUAUACCCUUACAGUCUUCUCAAUCUAACAGUCUGUUUCUCGCAAACGAAUAAAAUAACGCAAUCGUCCAGUAAUUAACUGCUUCACGCAGAGAGUCGUCGCUCUCUUAUUGUCACAGGGGACCCUCACAAAAAAUUAUAGUACGAUUCAGGGUUUAAAUAAAGUACUGACUGUGCACGCGGUCGUGUGAUGGGUUCCGCUGGAGUCGAAAAAUGGCCGAGAGAAUUCGAAAAUUGUCGGGGCUAGCUCCAAACCUUCUAGGUUCCAGACCUCGAACCAGAUGGUCGCGUUUCAACUCUACCGCAGGUACUAUCUCCUUAAACAGGCUUUUAUUUAGUUUACUUUUCUUUAAUAACUAGCAAUAUUUUAAAUUACAGUAGAUUAUCUGUAUACAUAGUCUUUCGUAAUAAGUUGUAGCUUUUAUAUUAAAUUGUUAAUGCCUGAUGUAUUUACCGUGUUCGUAAAUAAAGAUGAUGAUGAUGAUGAUGUGCAGUGUCCCUCUUAAACCAAAAUAUAAAAUGGGGAGU
This is a messenger RNA of Orbicella faveolata, 3739 nucleotides long. RefSeq names its product galanin receptor 2a-like. Gene Ontology annotation, biological process: G protein-coupled receptor signaling pathway. Gene Ontology annotation, molecular function: G protein-coupled receptor activity. Gene Ontology annotation, cellular component: plasma membrane. The record is from RefSeq and is a predicted model, not a curated record. NCBI's taxonomy places the organism in Eukaryota, Metazoa, Cnidaria, Anthozoa, Scleractinia, Merulinidae.